CCAUUUGGCAAGUGGCGCGGCUGUGGCGGGGGUACUUUGAUCUCAACAAUCGUCGGCACACUGCCCCGAGAUGCUGAAUGAUCCGUCGCUGUAUCCUCCGAGACUCUCGCAACAGUCUUCUUGGCUAUUAGUACAUGAUGUCGUUCCAAGUACGUUCUCCUUCUGAACUUCUGCGUUUUCUAUAUCAUCCAACAAUCCUUUUUGUUGUCAUCGGACCCGCUUCAGUAAUAACAUCUAUUCAUGCUGCUACUUUAGAACAGUCUAUUGGUCAUGUUUACGGAAUGUUGUCGUCACUUAACACGGCCCUUAUCGGAAAGAGAUUCCCUUCUUUCCGUAACAUGGUGACUGACUCGAUCCCUGCCGACCAUAUAAUUGUCUGAAGUCAUCGCGCUUUAGCCUGAUCAUGUAUUUGCAACUUCGGGUAGGGUCCGAAUCUUCAAAUAUACUACUUCAGUAGUGCUUUCGCUGCCCUGAGUCAAGUUCGU
Messenger RNA from Suillus subaureus, 485 nucleotides. RefSeq lists its product as uncharacterized. Lineage: Eukaryota; Fungi; Basidiomycota; Agaricomycetes; Boletales; Suillaceae. The record is from RefSeq and is a predicted model, not a curated record. The transcript is spliced from 3 exons. Bases 135 to 380 code for a protein of 81 amino acids.